Molecule: messenger RNA, 2240 nt
Organism: Pseudonaja textilis
Lineage: Eukaryota; Metazoa; Chordata; Lepidosauria; Squamata; Elapidae
Gene: TRIM55
Product: tripartite motif containing 55
Biological process (GO): regulation of microtubule cytoskeleton organization
Cellular component (GO): cytoplasm
Molecular function (GO): zinc ion binding
Source: RefSeq, a predicted model, not a curated record
AUGAGCGCCACUCUGAAUUAUAAGUCUUUUUCUAAAGAGCAGCAAACUAUGGAUAACUUGGAGAAGCAGCUUAUUUGUCCCAUCUGUUUAGAAAUGUUUACUAAGCCAGUGGUUAUCCUUCCAUGUCAGCACAACCUCUGUAGAAAAUGUGCCAGCGAUAUCUUCCAGGCCUCCAAUCCAUAUCUACCAAUCAGAGGAGGUACCACUGUGGCUUCAGGAGGUCGAUUUCGCUGCCCCUCCUGUAGACAUGAAGUAGUUCUUGACAGGCAUGGAGUGUAUGGCCUUCAAAGAAACCUGCUGGUGGAAAAUAUAAUUGAUAUAUACAAACAGGAAUCUUCCAGGCCUGAAAGAAAAACUGAGCAGCCAAUGUGUGAAGAACAUGAAGAUGAGAAAAUUAACAUUUAUUGCCUGAAUUGUGAAGUGCCCACCUGUUCCAUGUGCAAAGUUUUUGGUGCUCAUAAAGACUGUCAGGUUGCUCCCCUCUCAAAUGUGUACCAAAGGCAGAAGUCUGAACUUAGUGAUGGGAUCGCUGUGCUCGUGGGAAGUAAUGACAGAGUACAAGGAAUUGUAACUCAGCUGGAGGAAACCUGCAGAACAGUUGAAGAAUGCUGCAAAAGGCAGAAGGAGCAACUAUGUGAAAAAUUUGAUUAUUUGUAUGCAAUAUUGGAAGAACGAAAAGGUGAGAUGACACAAAUAAUCACUCGGAGCCAAGAGGAGAAAUUGGAACAUGUCCGGUCUCUGAUAAAAAAGUACGCAGACCACUUAGAGACAGUAUCAAAACUGGUGGAAUCAGGCAUCCAAUUUAUGGAAGAGCCAGAAAUGGCUGUAUUUUUACAGAAUGCUAAAACAUUGCUACAAAAAAUUACUGAAGCUUCUAAAGCAUUUCAGAUGGAAAAAAUAGAGAAAGGCUACGAAAAUAUGACCCACUUCACAGUCAAUCUUAACAGAGAAGAAAAGAUAAUUAGAGAAAUUUACUUUUACAGAGAAGAAGAGGAGGAGGAGGAAGAUGCUACGGAAGGGAAAACACCAGAUGAAAUCCACACUGAAUCAUCAGGUGAAGAAGAUGAAAUAUCUGAACAAGCAUCAUCUCAGCAACUUCAACAGGAUAUUGCAUUAAAAGACACACUAGCAGUAUCUCAGAGUAGUCUGGCACCAUCAUUACCUUCUAACCCACUAGUUAAUACUCCUACUACAGCAAAAGAGGAUGAAAUUGUAGAUACUACUACAGCACAGCCUGCAGAACUAGUAGAGACUGGACUACAGUCAAAUGGAGAGCCAUCUGAUCCCUUGUUCUACCCUAGUUGGUACAAAGCAUCACCACGACAAACAAGCAAUUCAAAUCCAGCUCCAUUGACCGAAAGUAGGCAGGUAGGGCCUUCCAUUCCUGUAGAAGUGAAUGUCAAGAAGACAGAGGCUUCAGAAGCAGCUUCUGCAAAUACAAAUUCUGCUGUGUGUGGUAAGGAAGUUAACCCAUCUACAGAUACUUCACAGGGGUUGACAUUCUGCAUAUCAGUUUUGGCUUUUCUUAUCUUACUGCACCAUAUCUGGAAUCAGAUUCAGUACAUGGUUUUUUCUUUGAGGGACUGGGACUGAGACCUUACAAGGACAUGUGGAAGGACAGCCUGGGAGCAACGAAAGAGUUGAUGAGCCAGCUCGUCAUGUUUUCUCUUUCUCCUGGUUGAACUCAUUGAAUGAAUGAUGACUCCUAGUCCAGAUGGCAUCUGGUGAAGUCAAUAGCAGGAAAUAACAACAAGAACACAUUAUAAAUAAUAGCGGAUCAGAUUUUAUUUCAAGACUUUAUUUUGAAAAUCAUCACAUUGGAUCUGACUUUUGUAUAAUUUGAGCAGAGUGGUAGUGGUGGGAGAGAAAGAGUAAGAGUUAAUACCUUGUCAUGAACCAUUUGAAUGCCAAAUUCAUACACAUUUUUUUAGCUCAUGCUAAAUAUCAAAUGAUAACAUUUCUUGUCCAGUUUGCCUCUAGGUACUGGGAUUUGGACAUAAGGCUCUGUAGUAUUUCUAAUAGCUGAUCAGGGUUAUGCCCAAAUUAUUAUAGGAAUGAGGCAAAUGCCCCUACUUACGUUCAAAUAAAAUUAAAAUCAGAAGGAAGGAAGGGAUUGAAAAGAAUAAUAUAUUUACAAGCAAGCUAAAAACUAAAGUAAAAGUAAAAAUUCAUUAUGCAUAUUUGUAAAAUGCCUUAGGCAUAUUCUUAGUUUCAUGUUUGUACUUUAUCAUUUCUUCACU